Etheostoma spectabile (orangethroat darter) is the source of this 915-nucleotide messenger RNA. Its product is annotated as ubiquitin-conjugating enzyme E2 E1. NCBI's taxonomy places the organism in Eukaryota, Metazoa, Chordata, Actinopteri, Perciformes, Percidae. The transcript is spliced from 4 exons. The record is from RefSeq and is a predicted model, not a curated record. The annotation marks the transcript as partial.
CAUUUUCAUGAUUGCAGCGCUGGUCCCAAAGGUGACAACAUCUAUGAGUGGAGGUCGACCAUCCUGGGCCCCCCAGGCUCCGUGUACGAGGGGGGAGUGUUUUUCCUGGACAUCGCCUUCACCCCAGACUACCCCUUCAAACCACCCAAGGUGACGUUCCGUACGAGGAUCUACCACUGCAACAUCAACAGCCAGGGGGUGAUCUGUCUGGACAUCCUGAAGGACAACUGGAGUCCUGCCCUCACCAUCUCCAAGGUGCUGCUGUCCAUCUGCUCCCUGCUCACUGACUGCAACCCUGCCGACCCUCUGGUUGGAAGCAUCGCCACACAGUACACAACAAACAGACCCGAACACGACAGGAUAGCCAAACAGUGGACCAAACGCUACGCCACAUAAUCAGCAGAGGAGCUGCUGACUGGACCACUAGGGGGAUAUGGGGGCGUUGACUUUAGGGGGCUACAUGGCUCCCAGCAGAGGAGGGAGGCUUGAUUAGACAGAGGGGCGGGUGGAUUUUUAUCUCAGAAUUGAAGUCUUAACUCCGGAACAUUUUUGUUGUUUAUUGUAAUUUUUAAGUUAUCUCUUGCCCAAUAACUAUAACUCCAAUCUGGCAAUAAUGCAUUCAUUGUUUUCUCUUUUGAAUUUAAAGCUUGUGCUUGAAGAUGGACAUUAUUACUAAUCUGCUAGAUGAAAUGUAUCACAGCAUGACUCCCAGUCAAUUACGUCCGUGUAAAUUUUCUCCCAUGUACUAAGUUCCUGUUGGUGUUGGCUUGCCCCUCCAAUCUCCUGGUCUUUGCAGAGGUGUGUCACACAUGUAGACAUGUUUAGAUAUGGAUGGAAAUUGGUUGUGAUUUGUGUUCUUUCAUGAUAAAAAGCUGUUCUGUUUCUCCCGUAAAAAUUAAAACAUGACCAACUGAA